UACUGUGUCCUACUGGCGACAUAAUCUGGCAAUAUCCAGUGUUAAUGGAAGACAUUUUUUUGAUAUAUCUUGAAAGUACUAAUUUAUUGAAUAACUUGUCAUAACGUGUCAACUGACAGUUGAUUUGAUUGACCGCCCACUCGUUUAUUGUUGUUGUCAUAAUUUUUGUGAUGUCUUUUCUCGUAAGCAAAAUAUAAAAUUAAACCAUGUAGAAAAAAGUGAAAACCCAAAAAUUAUUCCCGUUAUGUAAACAAUGUCUUUUCCAAAACCCAGUUUUUUUCCUAGAAAAAAAGAAAAUCCUAAAGAUGCGAAAAGAAAAAAUAUCGGUAUGGAGCUUGACAUGGACGAGAGCGUAAAGCAAAUCAUCGAUUCCUCCAAAAAAUGCUCCUCGAUUCUUUUGGAUGUAACCGUUAUACGCCCCGCUGAAGAAACCAACAACAGCAAUAAAAAAUUUGUAACUCAAACCAGUACAUUAAACAGCUCGCAGGUAAGAAAGUUGAUUGCGUCUAUGGAGAUGGGCAAUCAUGACAAGAGUAAGUUGUUGGAUAAGAUUUUUGGGCAGAGAUCUAAUGAUUGUGUCAUGAAAAUAUCCAAGCACGUGACUACACCUAUUACAGAUGGAACUUAUCCCCCAGACAUUUUUAGCUCAUUAAGAAGGUCUGAAACAAUUCCAGCAAAAAGAGAUACACACAGAUCUUCCUUACCUUGGGAUAGAUUUUACAAAAAGUGUAACUGCUCGGGUAGCCUGCAUCAAACGCUGUCAAAAAUAUCCUCAGGAGUUGUUUUGAACAGAACCAGCUCUGAAUGUUGUUUAUCGAACCGAAGAAUAGACGGGGAUGGAGACCAGCAUAAUAUGCAGCACAUUUACACAACAGCCAAAUCCUUUAACUUAAAGAACGUGUUUGCUUGCAAGAACAAAAACAGUUACGAAAAUAAGAAUGAAGACCCUUGUAACUGCCAAAACUGUGCAAUUUUAAACGUGAUAGAAGAUACUCAGAAGAAACCUAUGUUUGCUGGACCCAUUGAAGCCAGCGGUUUCGAAGAAAGGCGGCAUUUUAGGAGUAGAAAGUAUCCAUCCGAACACGCCAUCUGCAAUCUACAGUAUACUCAAUUAACAAAGAAGAUAAAUGAGCUUGAAGAGCGUUUGGCAGCGCACGAAGAAAGAUCCGUUGCCAAAGACUAUUUUAAAAGAAUCAUUACCAAGCUUGUUACUCACAUAACGAAAAUUACGAGUGGUGGUUCUCAAGAUAAAAUUCACACCACCAAUCAUUACCGCGAAAAGUAUCCUGAGAAAUAUACUGAAAGAUAUGUCGAUCAUUAUUCUGAUAAAUAUCAAUAUCGUAGCACCUUUGAUCAAAGGUACCACGUGAAUCCAAUGUUGUUUUCGGAUUCAACCCCACAAAAAGAAAUGAAAUCUUUAAAUUCCAUUGAAAAAGAAACUUGCGAUUCAAACACUCAAUCAGAUGAUAUCGACGGUUUUUGGAAGUGGGGUGGUGAAAUAUUGAGACCGGGAAUCGACUUGAAGAAUAAAAUUGUACAGUUGAUGGAAGAUUAUUUGCAGAGAAAAAAAACUGGCCAACCAAAGGGAGCAGAUUUUGGUGCUAAUAUGGAAAAGAAUGAUCGCGACAAAGAAAUUAAAAUCUACGUGGAUGUUAUAUCCAAUAAUUUGCACCAUAAAAAUAUUAGCAACGCUUCUACACCUGUGAUAUACAUUACUAAAUCCGGAGUUUACAAGAAGGACAAAGAUAAGUUAAACAAAUGUAAACGAAAUGAACCCGAUGUGCUUCUUAAUAAAAAAGAAUACAAAGCCAGAGAUGUGAAUGUAGCUUAUGUGAACCCUAAUAUUAAGUCAUGGACUGAAUAUUCUCUAUCGACAUCUUUGGGAUCUUCAUUUAGCGACCAAGUCGAAUAUGAACUUUGCAAAGAAAAAUUUAAAGAAAUUCUUUCGAAUACAAAGACCGAAGGUAAGAAGAGAUUGUGGAAUACAAUUUGGAACCAAGCGGUCAUAAACGGUCAGAAAAAGAAUGACUUUGUCACUAUUCAAGUUCCAAAUGGAAGUAACGAAGUUAUGGAAAUGUAUUAUACAAUCGCAGAACUGGAGAAUAUCCUUACAAAUGACCAUUCGAACGCGAGUAAAAAUCCUCGUAAUUAUUAAUUAUUAUCCAGUAUAAAUAAAAAAUCAGUUUUUUAAAUAGAUUUAUUCAUAACAGUAUACAAAAAUCGAAUGUAUCACAACGUUAUGUGAAAGGGAUUUCUUUUGUAAUAUAAACUAUUUUAAUACAUUCUCACUUUAAUACAAUAUCUAGUUACGUAAUAAUUAAUAAUUUAAUAAUGUUCUUAAAGAUGUAGUAUUCUAGUUUAAAUUUAAUUAGUGCCAAUAGUAUUAUAAGCUAAAAGGCAAAUGCGAUAAUCAACAAUAGUAAUUGAUAGUAAUUUUGAUUACAUAUAAAAACGUCGCAGGCUUAAUUUAUAAUAAUAACUUUAAUUUUUACAUUUAUCUACAUUUUCUAAAGUUUAUUAAUAAGGGUAAGUAUAUAUUAUAAAUUAAGCUCGUGAUGUACAAUGGAUCGAAGCACUUGUACUUAUCACUUGAGAUUGAGCUUAUGAUUUGACAAGGAGGGAUGAGUUUAUGUUUGAAGUGUUUUUUUAUCUACACAGGAAUGUUGCCUUUUUGACUGCUACGUCGGCGGCUUAACUGCUUCCAAAAACGUCGGUCUAGACGUUUAUC
Brassicogethes aeneus is the source of this 2728-nucleotide messenger RNA. Lineage: Eukaryota; Metazoa; Arthropoda; Insecta; Coleoptera; Nitidulidae. The record is from the annotation of a GenBank genome assembly.